This is a messenger RNA of Lycium ferocissimum, 857 nucleotides long. RefSeq lists its product as uncharacterized. Bases 90 to 590 code for a protein of 166 amino acids. Gene Ontology annotation, molecular function: zinc ion binding. The transcript has 4 exons. The record is from RefSeq and is a predicted model, not a curated record. Lineage: Eukaryota; Viridiplantae; Streptophyta; Magnoliopsida; Solanales; Solanaceae.
CACGCUUUUAUUUUUUUCCAUUCUAGAGAGAGAAAAAUCUCACUGAGAGAAUCAGAGAGAAAAAGUGUUAAAUCGAAGCAACAACAACAAUGGUGAAUUUCCAGUUGAUGAUCACAGCUGAGCUUGAAAACCUUACAAACCUUCAACCACAAGGCGGAUGUAAUGACGAUAACUUCCCUUACCACUUUAAGCUGAAGUGUGGCAAUUGUGGCGAGAUCACCCAAAAGGAGACUUAUGUGAGCUUGGGUGAAACUGUUCCUCUUCCCAUAGGCAAGGGCCGCACCCAUCUUAUUCAGAAGUGUAAGUUCUGUAGCAGGGAUGGCACAGUAACCAUGAUCACUGGCCGAGGCCGCCCUCUGACUCAUGCUGACAGUCAAGCUGGAAAAUAUGCACCUUUGAUGGUAUUUGAGUGCAGGGGUUUCGAGCCUCUGGAUUUUGUUUUCCGAGGAGAAUGGAAAGCUGAAUCUCUUGAGGGAACAAAAUUUGAAGGCAUUGAUUUGUCCGGAGAUGAGUUUGCUGAGUAUGAUGAGAAGGGGGAGUGCCCAGUGAUGAUUUCCAACCCUCAGGCCAAAUUUGAUGUAGUGAAAUAGAUCCUUCAUUUCUCUAAUGUUUUUUGCUGGUACAUAGAAAGGGUGUAACUGUUCUACACUGUCAAUGUGUAAAGGUUGCUAACUGCUAGGGAUAGGAGUGUUGGUUUUCAAUGUAACUGAACACAAACUACUUGCACGGGACUAGUGUUUGAUUCAUGAUGGUUACAUUCAUGAAGAAAACCAGUUAAUGAUUGUUUAGGCGUGGCUAUUUGGAUAAGAGCAGAUCUUUUUAGAAAUUUAAUCUGAAAGCUGGCACAACUUACCGAA